AUGAGUUGGACAUUCCCCCGAGGCCUCCUAGGUGGAGUAAAUAAAUACUCAACAGGGAUUGGGCGAAUCUGGCUGGUUGUCAUGUUCGUCUUCCGUGUACUGCUCUACGUGGUGCCAGCAAAGCAGGUGUGGAAAGACGAGCAGAAAGAGUUCGAGUGUAACAUUGGACAGCCUGGCUGUGAAAAUGUGUGUUUUGACUACUUUUUCCCCAUCUCCCAGGGCAGACUUUGGGCCCUACAGCUCAUCAUGGUCUCCACGCCUUCACUUUUGGUGGUUCUACAUGAAGUCUACUGUGAGAAUAGAGAGCUAAGGCACCAAAAGAAACUCUAUGUCAGCCCGGGUACAAUGGAUGGCGGCCUACGGUACAGUUACCUCAUCAGCCUCAUGGUUAAAAUUGGUCUUGAAAUUGGCUUCCUUGCUUUGUUUUAUAAACUGUACCAUGGCUUCAGUGUUCCCUACCUUAUGAAGUGUGCCGUGAAACCCUGCCCCAACACUGUGGACUGCUUCAUCCCCAAACCCACUGAGAAGACGAUCUUUAUCCUCUUCUUGGUCAUUACCUCAUGCUUGUGCACUGUGUUGACUGUCGCUGAACUGAGCUUUUUGGUCCUUAAGUGCUUUAUGAAGUGCUGUCCCCCAAACUCAAGUCCUCUGUGUGUGUGUGCCGCAGCCUCAGGUGCAUUGGAUGUGGCUCUUCAAGGGUGUAGUUUCUAUCACUGUGUCCUGCUCUCACAGACUCACCUCACCUGGUCCACCCUGAAACUUUCUGGGUCCAUCGAGCAGGCAGUGGCCUCAGAGAUCAGGAAAGGUAGUCACUUUUUCCAGGGACAUGCAGUUAAUUAA
Carlito syrichta (Philippine tarsier) is the source of this 840-nucleotide messenger RNA. RefSeq names its product gap junction protein beta 7 (gene GJB7). The record is from RefSeq and is a predicted model, not a curated record. Lineage: Eukaryota; Metazoa; Chordata; Mammalia; Primates; Tarsiidae. Gene Ontology annotation, biological process: cell communication. Bases 1 to 840 code for a protein of 279 amino acids. Gene Ontology annotation, cellular component: connexin complex. The transcript has 2 exons.